Messenger RNA from Malus domestica (apple), 936 nucleotides. Its product is annotated as auxin-responsive protein IAA1-like. Gene Ontology annotation, biological process: regulation of DNA-templated transcription. Gene Ontology annotation, molecular function: protein binding. The record is from RefSeq and is a predicted model, not a curated record. Lineage: Eukaryota; Viridiplantae; Streptophyta; Magnoliopsida; Rosales; Rosaceae. Gene Ontology annotation, cellular component: nucleus.
GCAAUGCUCCCGCACCGGACCCCACGUGGCCUUAUUCGCCACCCCUCGUGCCAUUGAAUUUUUAUACCUCCGCCUCCCCUCCUGUUCUCUAUAUAUUUAACAGCGAAGCAAACGACCUGCACACGUUCACAUAGUGCUGGCCGGCCGGAAAAUUGAUGUCAGCAAAUGAAAGCAUGGAGUUUAAGGACACUGAGCUCACCUUAGGGUUACCUGGUACGACGUCAGAUUACAACCAUCCUCGUGUCUUUGGAGGGUUCAACUUCAAGAUAAGUAGUAGUAAUAGCAGUUCGAAGAAACGUGGUUUCAUGGAUACCGUUGAUCAAAUUAGCCUGCACAAAAGCUCUGAAGCCAGCGAACCACUUGGCAGCUCAUCAUCUAGUAGUAGUUCUACAACAACUACCUCCGUCAUCAAAGCCCCAGCUGCAAAAGCAAGAAUAGUUGGGUGGCCGCCGGUAAGAUCGAUGAGACAGAAGGCGUUGGUGGUGGUGCGGAGCAUCAGAAAGUAUGUUAAAGUGAGCGCAGAUGGAGCUCCUUAUCUACGUAAACUAGACUUGGAGAUGUACAGAAGUUAUCAAGAGCUAUUGAGAGCAUUAGAGCGAAUGUUCCCUUCCUUAACCAUAAGUGGUAAGUGUAUUGAGGAUAGCAAUGAGGUUAUGAAACCUGCAGCGAAAGGAAUGGAUCAAUAUGUGUUGACAUAUGAAGACAAGGAUGGAGACUGGAUGUUAGUUGGAGACGUCCCUUGGAAGAUGUUUAUGGAAUCAUGCAAGCGUAUUCGGUUGAUGAAAAGUUCAGAAGCUGUUGGGAUAGCUCCAAGGGCUCAGAUUCCUUCCUGACCAUGAAUACAAAUGGUACUGCUCAUCAUGUACACAUAAAUGGGGUCCCUAUUUCCUUGUUAAAACCAUUUUGGUCAGAAAAAUAAGAGAGAAAUUAACCUGA